AUGACCGACGACAGAAUUCGGCAGCCGGCGCUGGCCGGUUGGUUUUUCAGACCUAAUCUUUCCGGCGGUCUGAAAAGGGCAGACUCCGGCGAAAAGUCAACGGGCGUUGACGAUUUGCCUCCCAUUGUGCUGGGCAUUAUCCCGAAUGGGACGAGGACCACCCGAUUCACUUUGUCGGUCAUUCGGCCGGUGCACAGGUGGUUCGGGUCUUGCAGCAAAUGCUUGCUGAUAAAGGCUUUCGAUGGAUACGAAAACACCUCGCGUAACUGGGUCUUGAGCAUAAUCUCAUUGUCCGGUGCAUUCAACGGCACCACAAGAACCUAUUUGGAUUUUGGAUGGCAUGCAUGGCAGAAAAAUUACUACAAUUUCGGAUUCGACCAUUUCAACCUGUCACGAAGCAAAACCGGCAUCUGGGGCCUCGUGAAUUGCCUCCUGGGCAAAACCUGCCCGUUUGCAUCUGACGAUUGGAUCCUUCCAGACCUUACAAUCCAAGGUUCCAUUCGGCUAAACGCGUACAUACAGACAUUUUCGGAUACUUACUAUUUUAGCUACGCCACUAAACGAACAAGGAAUGUUAUGGGUGCUACGAUUCCCUCAGGCCUGCUCAGCACACACUUUUUGUUGUUGGUUCGGGUUUUGCAGAUGAGCCAGUGGAGGUACCCUCCAGAUGUUGAGCCUCCAUAUAAAGUUUACCACCAGGCCCACAAUCUUUUCAAUUCAAAGACGUCUGCGGCAGGUCCCGGAAAAUAUGGUGAGACUGUAAUCGUACGGAGCGAUUGCGUGGAUUUUCUCGGUGCUGUUUGGAAGAUUUCGUGA
This is a messenger RNA of Striga hermonthica, 816 nucleotides long. Lineage: Eukaryota; Viridiplantae; Streptophyta; Magnoliopsida; Lamiales; Orobanchaceae. The record is from the annotation of a GenBank genome assembly.